Messenger RNA from Tuber aestivum (summer truffle), 1429 nucleotides. Lineage: Eukaryota; Fungi; Ascomycota; Pezizomycetes; Pezizales; Tuberaceae. The record is from the annotation of a GenBank genome assembly.
AUGUCCCGAACAUACAACCACUUCAACGUGACAUCUCCAGAGCCUUACGUAGCUCACGUAGAAAUAAAUCGACCCGAGAGGCUCAAUGCAUUCUACCAAGAGUACCUACUUACAUCCCCACCCCCUUCCAGUGUUCCACCUUAGAGGCUGAAUACCGUAUGAUAUAGUAUGUGGAUAGAAUAUGCCCAAGUAUUCAACACUCUCUCGCACUCCCCAGACGUCCGCUCCAUAGUUCUUUCCGGCGCGGGACCAAGCUUUACUGUCGGCCUGGACAUCCAGAAAACGAACCUCGCCUUCCCAGGUAGCGACGGUGCGCGCAAAGCGUGGGAAAUCAAACGCGGCGUGGCCGAAUUCCAAGAAUGCAUUUCGGCAUCGGAGAAGUGCGAAAAACGUGCCUUGCCCCCCCCCUCCCCCACUCCUUGGAAGCACCCAGGUUAACCCCCGGGCAAAUACCAGCCGUAAUCUGUGUCCUCCACGGCUUCUCCUUCGGCCUCGCCAUCGACAUAGCCUGCACGACGGAUGUCCGCAUCUCAAGCGCAGAUACCAGAUUCUCUGUGAAAGAGGUGGACGUGGGGCUAGCAGCCGACAUCGGCACACUGUCUCGCCUGCCAAAGAUCGUUGGGUCCCUUUCCUGGGUGAAAGACGUCGCUCUCUCUGCACGCAUAUUCUCUGCGGAAGAGGCGCUCCGGGUGGGCUUUGUCAGCGCUGUCGAGAGCGAUAAGGAUGCUGCCGUUAAGAGAGCACUCGAGAUGGCGAGCCUGAUUGCUGGUAAAAGUCCUGUUGCCGUGCAGAGUACCAAGGCGAUUGUAAACUGGAGUGUUGAUCGUACGGUUGCGGAUGGGCUGGCUUACACACAGGCGUGGAAUGCGGCCGCAUUGCAGACGGGGGAUGUUGGCGAGGCGGUCGGGGCUAUGCUGGGGAAAAGGAAGGCGAGGUUUGAGAAGUUGUAGAUUGGGAUGUGUGCAUAUAUGGGGGGUUGGAUAGAGGUAGAGUGGUUUGAUGGGGAGAGGAAUAGGUCGUGAUCCUGUGUAUUCCACUAGACUAGUAAACCACGAUAUUGGAUCCUCCAAUAGAGUAUCCGGACCACCCUGUUCAUACCAGGUUCAACAACCUGCGAAUCCGGAAAUACACUUCUCAUCCUAAGAUAUGAUAUCUCAGAACACUACCUGAGCACACUUGCCCAUAGUCACCACCCCUCACUCUGUCUUUCUUUCAUAUCCAGACGUCGCCGGAUGCUCAGACCCCUUCACCGUCCCAUAACUUGUAAGUAAUGUCACAACUUUUCUGUAUCCUCUAUCCCUUCCCCGCAUCCAAAAGUCCGGUCGCAUUGGCAGCGCCAUGACACUUCUCACCCAACCGCAAUUGCUUCCGUUGAAUCUUCGAACAAGGUUUCGUGAUUCCAGGGUUGUUCCGGAACCGGUUAGGUGUC